GCCUCAUGGCCCUUUGAUGCUUGGGGUUUGGAUGUGGUUGGACCUAUGACAAAGUCUUCCGCUGGACAUCUCUAUAUCUUGGCAGCAACAGACUACUUUUCCAAAUGGGCUGAAGCAAUACCUCUUCGAGAAGUAAAGAAGGAGAACGUUGCCGAUUUCAUCCGCAUCAACAUCAUCUACCGCUACGGAGUUCCUCGAUAUGUAAUCACAGACAACGGAAAGCCAUUCUGCAACGGUGUGAUAGAUAAACUUUGCGAAAAGUUUGGCUUCAAGCAAAGAAAGUCUUCAAUGUACAACGCAGCCGCCAAUGGACUCGCCGAGGCCUUCAACAAGACUUUAUGUAAUUUGCUGAAGAAAGUGAUCGCCAAGCUUUAUGGGCUUAUAGAACAACGUAUAGAACACCUACUCAAGCCACUCCAUAUGCUUUGGUGUACGGUGUGGAAGCAGUCUUGCCUCUUGAAAAACAAAUUCCAUCAUUGAGGAUAGCUAUACAAGAAGAACUCACUCAAGAAGAAAACGCUCGUUUGCGUCUUGCAGAAUUGGAAGCUCUUGACGAGAAAAGAUUAGAGGCACAACAAAGUAUUGAAUGCUACCAAGCUCGUCUUUCUAGGGCGUUUAACAAGAAGGUGCGGCCAAGAUCGUUUCAAGUUGGAGAUUUGGUACUUGCCGUAAGGAGGCCCAUCAUCGUCACUCACAAAACGGGGAAUAAAUUUACUUCAAAGUGGGAUGGUCCUUAUGUCGUCAAAGAAGCAUACACAAAUGGAGCGUACAAGUUGGUUGCCGAAGAUGGUUUGAGAAUUGGUCCAAUAAAUGGAAAGUUCUUGAAGCGGUACUACGCAUGAAGCGGAGGAGAAGGCUCCUGGCCCGCAUGAGUUGAAACUGUGCACGGCUA
Messenger RNA from Erythranthe guttata (spotted monkey flower), 892 nucleotides. The record is from RefSeq and is a predicted model, not a curated record. NCBI's taxonomy places the organism in Eukaryota, Viridiplantae, Streptophyta, Magnoliopsida, Lamiales, Phrymaceae.